CACACUGUCACAGUAGGCAAGGGUACACAUCAAUUUGUUCGCGACGCCCUGACAGUCUCAGCUGGCGAUAUGGUGACGUUCGAAUUCUUUCCGCUCGUUCACUUCGUGGUUAGAGCACAAUAUAGCUACCCGUACAUCCCCUACGAGAACAUAGUGCCAGGCCAAGCUGGAUUCUUCUCGGGCCUGUUUCCUGUGUCCGAAAUCUUUAGUAAUGUGCGCAUCAAUCGACCCGUGGAGCCGAUCAGGGGCAAUUUCGUUGACGUAAUAGCAUAA
Aureobasidium melanogenum CBS 110374 is the source of this 273-nucleotide messenger RNA. RefSeq lists its product as uncharacterized. The transcript has a single exon. NCBI's taxonomy places the organism in Eukaryota, Fungi, Ascomycota, Dothideomycetes, Dothideales, Saccotheciaceae. The record is from RefSeq and is a predicted model, not a curated record. The annotation marks the transcript as partial.